This is a messenger RNA of Hydra vulgaris (swiftwater hydra), 2455 nucleotides long. RefSeq names its product short transient receptor potential channel 5. Gene Ontology annotation, cellular component: cation channel complex; plasma membrane. NCBI's taxonomy places the organism in Eukaryota, Metazoa, Cnidaria, Hydrozoa, Anthoathecata, Hydridae. Gene Ontology annotation, molecular function: store-operated calcium channel activity; inositol 1,4,5 trisphosphate binding. The record is from RefSeq and is a predicted model, not a curated record. Gene Ontology annotation, biological process: calcium ion transmembrane transport; regulation of cytosolic calcium ion concentration.
AUUAAGUAUACUAUAAGAGCGCACACGUAAAAAGAAAGAAAAAUAAAAACGAAAAGAAGGAAAUGAGCAGUGUAUGGGAAAAUCAAUGUAUGGAAAUACUUUAUCUCAACACUUGACCAUUGAGAUUUUUUUUCAGUGCUUGAAAUGAAAAUUAAAGAGAGUGUUAGCAAUAUUUCAAGAAAAUUGACAGUAUUUCCUUCAUGGGGACUGGAAUAUGACAACCUGCUUGCCGAAGCGGUACAACGUAAUGCAAAAGAAGCUGUUAAACUACUUCUUCAUUUUACAUCAAAUUUAUCUUCUAACAAUUUUGCACCAAAUAAAAGUUUGACAGCAGCAGCCCAAACUGGAAAUUUGCAACUUAUUGAGUUAUUUACUGAAUGUGGGUACACAAUUGCUGAUGGACACGAUGUCGAUUGUGAAUGUGAGAUAUGCACAAAUGAUUGCAUCAGUCAAUCAAAGGAAAGAAUAAAAAGAUUACGUGCUCAAAUAAACCCUGUUUGGAUUUUUAAAACAUCAACAAACCCACUUGUAACUGGGUUAAAUUUAUGGAAAACAACAAAGCAAUUGGCAGUUACAGACGACAGCUUUGAAAAAGAUUAUACUGAACUGGCCACAAUUAUGAAACAUUUUUGUCUAGAUUUAUUAGAUGAAGUUAAUAACAAAUCUGAAGUAAACUGCAUUAUGAAUUGCGGCAAAACAAAAGAUUUAUCAAAGUUAAGCUUCAUAAAUAUGGCUAUAGAGAUGGAUCACAAAGAGAUUGUAGCUCAUCCAGUUCCUCAACAUUUGUUAUCUUCAAUGGUUUACGAUGGAAUUUGGAUGUGGAAAAAAAGUGGUUUUAUAUAUAAAAUGUUGGUGGUGCUCUCCAUAGCAAUUUCAUUUUCCAUCACUUCUAUAGCUUACAUAAUAUAUCCAAAAUCAAAAUUGGGCAAGCUGUUAGAAAAUCCAUUUGUUAAAUUUAUUAACACUACUGCUUCGUUUAUUGUGUUUUUAGGGCUUUUAGCAGUAUUAUCAAUGUCACAAAAAUCGGGAAUUAGAUUAGGAGCAAGACCUGACACACAUCAAAUUCUAAUUUUGUUAUGGACAUUAGGGUUCUCGCUACAAGAGAUCAAACACAUGAUAUAUUUGGGGAAACGUAGGUAUUUCGAAAGCGUUUGGAACUGGAUUGAUAUGAGCAUGAUGUCAUUAAUCAUAGCAGCCUAUAUUGUGUGGGGAAGUGCUCACUUGACGCCGUUUUCAAAAAACAUAUAUAUUAGUAUUGGGGACAGCUUCUUUGCUAUUUCCAUUGUGUUGAGCUUUUUCCAUGUUGUUUACCUAUGUCAAGUUAUAAGAUUUUUGGGGUUGCUUCAGCUAUGUCUUGGAAGAAUGAUAAAGGUUAUAUUCCAGUUUGCAUUCAUAAGUUGCGUGGUUUUAUGGUCUUUCUCCGUGAGUAUGGUUUUUUUAUUUCAUUCAGUAAAUCGACCAUUGGUGAAUGACACAGUUCCAAUUAAGUCUGGAAGCAAUAGUACUAACUUAGCAAAUAUUGUAAAAGGAGGGUAUGACGGUUUAGCUGCUGCGAUGGUUACUUUAGCUUGGGCAAGUAUCAAUUUAGUUGGUUUAGACUCCUUAAGAGGUUUUGAUGACGGAACAAUGAUUCUUUUAUCAAGUUAUCUUUUGUUUACAUUUUAUCAUUGUGUUUCAAUGAUUGUGCUGCUUAACAUGUUGAUUGCAAUGAUGAGCAAAUCAUAUCAGCAAAUCGAGGACAAUAUUGAAGUUGAGCAUAAGUAUGCAAGAACCAACUUAUGGUUAGAAUAUAUUGGUAAAAACAAUAAUCUUCCAGCUCCGUUUAAUUUAAUACCGACCAUUGCAUCCAUCAAAACAGUUACAUGCUGGAUCCAGCUUAUGAUACUUGAAGUAAAAAGAAAUAAGGGAUUGCAAAGGACAAAACAAGACAAGACUUUAAUGAAAGAGUUUAAUGAGCUGUGCAAAAACUUAUUAGUAAGGUAUUUGAGAAAAAAAAAUCUACUCGAACAACCUGAUGUUGUCGAUAUUGAAAAAGAAAAUGAUUUUUUACUAUAUGUUAUAAAUAAAAUAGAACUUUGGUCGAAAUUAGAAAUAUAGCUAAUAUAUGAUUUUUGUUGCUUUAAAAACGAGUAUACCUAGAGCGGCUCAUAUCCCUAGAGCGGCUCAAGGACGUAUAUAUAAGGAACUUGACAGCAAAUAUAUUUAAAACUAAGUUACUUGUCAUUUUAAAAUUUUAUUAUUCAUAAAACAAAGAAAAUAUUACAAUAUGUGCAACAGACAUAAAAUAGAAUGUGAAAUCAAUAGACGUAGCCUGUUCCCUCACUCCUGGAGAUACACCUGGAGAUACCAAUAAAGUAUAAAAACCUUUAUUUUGUUUGAAAUAAAAUUUUGUUAAUUUUUUAUGUAAUAUAUGUAUUUUAUUAAUUAUUGUAAAAUAUUAUCAUAAUUUGUUAAA